Messenger RNA from Cylindrotheca closterium, 1365 nucleotides. NCBI's taxonomy places the organism in Eukaryota, Bacillariophyta, Bacillariophyceae, Bacillariales, Bacillariaceae. The record is from the annotation of a GenBank genome assembly.
AUGAAUAGGAAACCAUCAUUCUUGGGCCGUUCCGUCUUCACUAUUUUGUCCACAUGGUCAUUGUUCCACAACGCCAUCGUAUCGGCAGACCUUCCGACGACAAAGCUUUCCAAUGGCAUUGAUUUUCCCUUGGUGGGCUUGGGCGUAGGAAACUUACAACAUGAGUUGAUUGAAUCGCAAAUUUCCCAUGGAUUAUCAACGAAAAUGAACUAUCGAAUGCUUGACACAGCACAUGCCAGUCAUAAUGAAAAUAUCAUCCAUACUGGAAUCGAACAGGGCUUGUCGUCUUAUGCUGCAUCGCUCCAGGACAGUACUGACGGCGCAAACAGUACAGUUCACGUAAUUACCAAGGUCUGGUACACUCAUUUGGGAUACGAACGCACCAAAAUAUCUGUCAAAGAAUCCUUGGAACAGCUCAACAGCCCAAACAUUAGCGUCCACCUAUUGAUCCAUUGGCCUCGGUGUCGGGACGAUGUUCCCUGGAUGGAUUGCGAGGCGGAAGAAAAUCUGUUGCCACAAUAUGUCAAGGACGCUGGUCCACCGCCUCAUUUGGACAAGGAUCAUGCCUAUUUGGAAUCCUGGAGGGCCUUGGAAGACAUUUACAUGGGCAAGGUAAAGCUGGGCACCGACCUGCCUUUAAUUACCAGCAUUGGGAUCUCCAACUUUGAUUUGCCCGAAAUAAAAGAGUUGAUUGUCCACAGUCGCAUCGUCCCGCAUAUGAUGCAAGGGAAUUCUUGGAGCUAUGUCUUUGACCCCGAUUUGAUUUACUUUUUGUAUCGGCGCAAGAUCCACUUUCAAGUUUACAAUGUCAUGAAUGGCAUUUACGAACGCUCUGGGGAGACGCCUUUGGCCUUUCGUGCAUUGGGAGAUAUUGCUAGAGCCCUUUCUGCGUUUGCCAAGACCGAGCAUGGCAGGGACAUUCGAUAUACCGAAGCACAAAUUCUCCUGAAGUGGUUUACCCAAAACAAGGUUUCCGUCAUUCCACGAACCCGAUCCUUGGACCACUUGGAAGAAAAUUCCCCCGAAGCUGUCGGCAGUAUGCCACAUCUUACUCCGGAAGAAGAAGAACAAGUAUCCGCCAUUGUCCGCUCCAUGUUUGAAGGCCACGACUUUGAUCAGCCCCAGGCCAGCUUUAUCAACGCGGCAUCGGAAAAGGUUCACCUCUUUUGGAAGGACCUUGAUGGCAUGGAACAUCCCGUCAGAACAGAUUUGGAGGAUGGAGAUGUAUUUGACACUGCUACCCAUACUGGUCACGUCUUUGUAGCAUACGACGACAGUCAACUCAAACGAAAAGAGUUUCAAGUGACAGCGACCUACAAUCAGGUGGAAGAGAUUCACAUUGGCGAGUUAUUAGAAGAGUUGUAG